This is a messenger RNA of Onychostoma macrolepis, 1015 nucleotides long. It is a transcript of the gene thyn1, whose product is annotated as thymocyte nuclear protein 1. The transcript has 7 exons. NCBI's taxonomy places the organism in Eukaryota, Metazoa, Chordata, Actinopteri, Cypriniformes, Cyprinidae. Bases 145 to 843 code for a protein of 232 amino acids. The record is from RefSeq and is a predicted model, not a curated record. Gene Ontology annotation, cellular component: nucleus.
AUAUACUCCACAUUGUGUGGUUUGGUUUUAAAUAAAAGCAGACUAAAUCCAGAAAUGAUCCUCCAGACCACAUGCGAUCUGCCAGGGCGCUGUUUUAUCACUAGGGCUUGUAUAAACAACAUUUCCUCGCAAUUCCAGUGAAACAUGCCCCCCAAGAAAAGAACACGAAGCAGCGCUAAAUCUAAUAAACAUACUGAUGCAGACGCCCAACACGGUGAGGGGUCUGAUGAUGUUGCACAACUCAAAACUGGCAAAAGAAAAAGGUCAGCAGGAGUAAAAAGUGAUGUGGAGAAAAAUAAAAAUGAUGACGGACGCAAAACAUCUUGCAGCCACUGGCUCAUGAAAUCUGAACCUGAGAGUCGGAUUGAAAAUGGAGUGGAUGUGAAGUUUGGAAUUGAGGACCUCAAAGUCCUUCCCGAUCAGACUGGAUGCUGGGAUGGAGUGAGGAAUUAUCAGGCACGUAAUUUCAUGAGAGAUAUGAAGGUGGGCCAGCAGGCUUUCUUUUACCACAGUAACUGCAAAGAGCCAGGUAUUGCUGGCCUCAUGAAGAUUGUAAAGGAGGCUUAUGUGGACCAUACACAAUUUGACAAGAAGGACGCACAUUACGAUCCCUCCAGCAAAGCAGACAACCCUAAAUGGAGUAUGGUGGAUGUUCAGUUUGAAAGGAUGACCAAGCGUUUCAUUCCUCUUACUGAGCUGAAGAAAUAUCACUUGCAGCACAAAGCUAAAGGUGGACCCUUAAAAGAUAUGGCCCUCUUCACCAGAGCCAGACUAUCAGUUCAGCCCCUCACUGCAGAGGAAUAUGACUUUAUCCUGAGUUUGGAGAAUGAAGAUCCAAUAUGAAAAUCAUCAUAUAAGUCUGUUUCAUCUCAUCCCAUUAUGAUUCUCUCUCACUUUAAAUUUUAUAGUCAGUCUUUUCUUUUUGUAAUCUAUACUCAUGUAACCUCAAAAUACCAAAUGAGCAAAUAAUAAUCUUAAAACAUUUCAAUCUUUGUUAAUAAAAUAUUUGCUUGUG